Molecule: messenger RNA, 637 nt
Organism: Suillus subaureus
Lineage: Eukaryota; Fungi; Basidiomycota; Agaricomycetes; Boletales; Suillaceae
Exons: 3
Coding region: 92-334 (80 amino acids)
Source: RefSeq, a predicted model, not a curated record
CUCGGUUAACAAGCUCGACAUUCGCGACAUCUCCCGCACAAUUGAACUCUACCCGCCCAGUGGAAUUUACAUCAAAACAAACAGAAACGCGAUGGCACUCCUUGGCACAGUCGCUGGUUUCUCCUUAUUCGGUCUUGCAGCGCGUUUCGGGCAGCUUGCAAUAAAGAAGAGAAAUCUCAUGGAGAACCUCGGGGGACACGCAUUGUCAAUGGGCGUUUUUGGUUAUGCUGGAUAUUGGGCGUACCAGUGGGACGAACGUGCGGCAGUUAUGCUUGCACAGAAGCGCGCGGAGAUUACUGAACGAAGAGAACGGAAGUUGGCGCAAGCUGCGUGAUUUAUUUAGAUUUUGUGGUACGGAGGUCAUACAUAGCGUACGCGGGAUACCAGCCUCGUUAAUGGGGUGUACUGUGUAUAUUAAGUAUGAAACUUCGACGCUGCGCUAAACGUUGAACCUUUUGGUUGUUGAGCAAUAUCAUCUUCCACAUCGGAAGCGCACUACGGAACCUCGUGUUUAUCAUACGCCAACUGCACGCCACAAAAUACUUCCUUUUGGUGCCAAUGCUGGAGUUGUCAUGGCAACACGCUCUCAAUGAUUUCUACAUGCCAUACAAAAUCCAAGUAUCAAGGACCAUGCGCG